GGUGAUUAUCCGGAAUAUUGUUUAUCCAAGGAACGCGUUGAUAGCCAAUCAGAGGGAAGAACAACGCGGGCGCGUCUUCAUAUCGAUUAUUGCGAGUGUUGGAAGUUCCCUCUCUAUCUCUACAAUUCAGAGCAGAAAUAACAGUUGUAAUCCAGUUGAGAGAGGAUACAAUGGCCUCAGAACAGAAUGAAGAUGUCGGUCUCGAGGAGGUAUGCUACGGGUUUCUUUUUCUUUCCUCCUGCCGCCCGCCUGCUGACAUGUACCAGCGUCUCAAGUCCGCUCUCUGGCUCUCUAUCGGCAAGAUCGUGGACGAGGAGACCAUCAAGCUGGGAGUUAAUGCAACGCCACAGUUCAUCGGAGCUUUGACUGAAAUGGUCUGGGCACAGAUAGAGACGGUGAGCCAAGAUUUGGAAUCCUUCGCAAAACAUGCCGGCCGCUCGACCAUCAAUGUUGCGGAUGUGAUGCUGCUUACGCGCCGUAACGAAGGCCUGGAAUCGAUCCUGCGUGCUUUUGUCGAUCAACAGCGCGAGGCUGCCACCCGAGAGGCAGAAAUCAGAUAAGCAUCGUAUUUCCGGCUUGGCAGUAAAUGGUACUCUGUACACAGAAUCCGACAAUACGCACGA
Molecule: messenger RNA, 623 nt
Organism: Paecilomyces variotii
Lineage: Eukaryota; Fungi; Ascomycota; Eurotiomycetes; Eurotiales; Thermoascaceae
Product: apoptosis-inducing TAF9-like domain 1 family protein
Exons: 3
Coding region: 171-560 (129 amino acids)
Biological process (GO): resolution of meiotic recombination intermediates; replication fork processing
Cellular component (GO): Fanconi anaemia nuclear complex; FANCM-MHF complex
Molecular function (GO): protein heterodimerization activity; chromatin binding
Source: RefSeq, a predicted model, not a curated record